Messenger RNA from Lactuca saligna, 324 nucleotides. Lineage: Eukaryota; Viridiplantae; Streptophyta; Magnoliopsida; Asterales; Asteraceae. The record is from the annotation of a GenBank genome assembly.
AUGCCACCAAUUGAGAUUGAUGUAAAUGAAAUUAAGGAUAUUCCAUAUGUUGAUGGUGUAAUGGGAAAUGAGGGUGAUGGUUUUAUAAAUGAUGGUGUGAUGGAGGCAAAUGAGGGUAAUGGUGAGGGUGAUGGAGUUGGUGAACGUGAUGAAGCUGGUGAGGACGAUGGUGAGGGUGAUGGUGAGGAUGAUGGAGCAGAUAUGGAGGGAAAAUAUGUUGAUGAUGAAGGGUAUGUGCAACUCAGAAUGACAAGAAAGCCCUUAGAAAGCAUCAUCCUAAAAAGUUUGAAAAAGAUGGAUGGGGUUCCACAUCUAGGUAUCUAG